UGGAGCUUAGGCUCCGUUACGUCCGUAAAAGUCUAGCCCAGCCCAAGUCGCGAGGAGCUUCUUCCCCUCGAAGAGGAGAGCUCUGGAUGCCCUCGACCCCAAUUUCGUGGGAGUGUUUCGAAGGAGGGAUCGAGCAACUGAAGCAAGCGGCAGGGAAAGAUUUACACGUUAUUCUCUUCGGAGUAUCAGUCUAUUGUUCGCGGCAAUGAUUCGAGGGUGCAUUUGGAGGUUAUCGUACGGUCAAGCUCUUGGUAGGCGGCACAGAACAGUCGCGGCUCAGCCCCCUUUUUUCCUUUCAUCAAGACACAAAUUCUCAAGUUCAUUUCCAAAAAAGUCAACCCAGAAGCCUGCACCUGAAGUUGAAACUUCUAGAUCAACAAAUAACACAUCCAAACUUAUUCUAGGCAGUGCAGUAGUUGGUGCUGCAGCAGCGAUAGCAGCAUAUCAAACUGGCUACCUAAAACUUCAUGUUACGGAUGAUAACUCUUUUCUUAGAACCAGCAACCAGGACACUGUUAAAGCUACUACUGAUUCUAAGCUUCCAGCUGACAAAGAAAUCCUGCAAGCAACUGACAAAGAAAUCUUUCCAAGUAAUGGGAUUACAAGCCAACAGAAACCAAAUGCAGGAAAUGUCGAAACAAGUGAAGCUGUUAAUGUUGAUUCUAAGAUCAAUACAGAAACUUCAGAAACAUUACCCAUGAAGGAGGAAUCAGCUCCUUACAGAGAAGAGGCAAUAUCAAUUUCUGUUGAGAAUGCUACAACACCUGUUGAGAAAGCUUCGAGUUCCGUAGGGUCAACUGAAGAAUUGUUAAGCAUGGAUAAUGGUAUAACAAUUGUCAACUCCAACCAAGUGGGGAGUAGGGAAACUGAGGGUUCCAUGGAACAAAGGGAAGAUUUAGUGGACAGUUUACUUCUUCAUUCAAAUGAAGCGGACGCAAAGGUUUCUGAUUCUCAUCAAGUUUCCUGGACCGAAGUGCAAAAGGUUGCACAAGAUAGUGAAAGGAGGGAAGGAAAAUCGCUUGCGGAAUCUUAUUCUCUACUAAUUGAGGAUGAGCGUUCUGAAGGUUAUAAAAAAGCAGAAGGAACUGAUGCAAUUGGGGCGUUCUUUAAAGAUAAAGAGGGUUUCACGGGCAGCCCUGAUGAUGAUAAAAGGUCUGAUGAUGUGAAGUUAGUGCUUGACUUUAUAGAAGCUAUUCAUGUUGCUGAGAGAAGGCAAGCCGAGCUAGAUGCCUACAUCUUCACAGAAGAGAAAAGGAAGAUGAAGGAAAAGUUUGAGAAAGAACUUAAGGAUGCUAGGGCAAGGGAGCUCAUGUAUGCAGAAGAGGCAGCAAUUUUGGAGAAGGAGAUGAACAAAGAAAAGGCAAAGGCUGCAGCUACAAUCAAGUCAAUCCAAGAGCAAGCUGAACAGAAGCUGAGGGAGGAAUUGCAACAAAAGGAAGAGGAGGCUAAUGUUCUGCUUAUGAAAACUAAAGACCUGGCUAAAGCUGAAUUAGCAGCAGCUAUUGCUAGAGAGAAGUCAUCCCAGAUGGAGAAAAUUGCUGAAGCAAACCUUAAUAUAAAUGCUUUGUGCAUGGCCUUCUAUGCAAGAUCGGAGCAUUCUGUUCACAAACUUGCUCUUGGGACGCUUGCCUUGGAAGAUGCACUGUCCAGAGGUUUGCCCAUUCGUGCAGAAUUAGAUGCACUUUACAAGGCCCUUGAAGGUAUAGACCGAGAAUCUCUUCUAGGUUUGGUGCUUUCAUCCCUCCCAGAUGACACAGUGAACCAUGGAAUAGAUACUCCGCUGCAAUUGAGUCAAAAGUUUGAUUCUUUGAAAGGAACUUUGCGUCACUUUAGCCUCAUUCCUACUGGUGGGGGCGGGUUUCUGACCCAUGCUAUAGCUCACAUAGCAUCCUCUGUAAAGAUGAGGGAAGAUGGAUCUAGUGACAGCAUUGAAUCUCUCAUUAGCAGAGUUGAUAAAUAUUUAGCAGAGAAGAAGUAUGCGGAGGCAGCUGAUGCACUUGUGGUGGGGGUCCGUGGCACAGAAGCUGAGGAAGUUGCCAUCGAAUGGUCAAAUCUGGCAAGAGACCGAGCUGUGGCAGAGCAAGCACUCUUUCUUCUUCAAUCAUACGCCUUAUCUGUAACCUUUGCAUGAGCAUUUAAUUCAUGAUAAUUACAUACUUUUCACCUUUCUCAAAUUCAUUUCGUCUCCAAUUUUGUAUGUUCAACAAGGCUGAGAGUAAAUAAGAGAUAGUGGAAAACCCAUCUCGCCCAUUUUAUGAAAUGGAAGAUGAUAGGGGUUGUUUUGACAAAUUCGUGUUCCCAAAUAGGAAAAUUAUGGCCAUGAGUUCUGCUGUUUUUGAUGAUUGAAA
Molecule: messenger RNA, 2348 nt
Organism: Phalaenopsis equestris
Lineage: Eukaryota; Viridiplantae; Streptophyta; Magnoliopsida; Asparagales; Orchidaceae
Biological process (GO): cristae formation
Cellular component (GO): MICOS complex
Source: RefSeq, a predicted model, not a curated record